This is a messenger RNA of Peniophora sp. CBMAI 1063, 1809 nucleotides long. The record is from the annotation of a GenBank genome assembly. NCBI's taxonomy places the organism in Eukaryota, Fungi, Basidiomycota, Agaricomycetes, Russulales, Peniophoraceae.
AUGUCGACAUUGUCACGCGACGAGCAACACUGGCAGGCAGCCAGGACUGCAUGGUCUUCACUGGUCGACGCGCGCUUCGACAGUCAGCGCGGCUCGGCAGACCCGACAACGCUUGCGGCAAGUCUGCACGAGGCCGACAUAGAGCUGCAGGUUAUCCAAGAGUGUCUCAUGCUGGCCCGAAGACGUAGAAACGCUAUGGCGCGGGUCUGCAGGCUGCCCUUCGAGCUUCUCAGUCGGAUAUUUAGCUACCUUCAAGUGGCGUGGAAGCCGGCCCGUUGGAAGCUUACCGAAGAUGCACUUGACAAAUGGGAAGCGCGCAAUGGUGCCAUAUUCCGGUACGCGUCUGGAUGGAUGGCAGUAACCCAUGUGUGCAGUACAUGGAGGCAGGUGGCUGUGAACGAUUCGUCUCUCUGGUGUGACAUCGAAUGCCAGCACAUACAUCCAAACUACCUGAGCACGAUUCUUGCACGCUCCAAAGGACAGAUGCUCACUCUGGCUUCCUACCUCCAUGCCGAUCCUGGGGACGAAAACGACCAGGGAUCCGAAAUCAACCUACGAAGACCCACUUCCGCACGCAUCAAGAACCUUGACCUUACCGUCAUUGAGUGGGAUACGGAGAACUCCUUCGUGGACGCCCCUUUAUCAACUGAGCUCUCAAACCUCUCUCAGCUCCGACUAGCGUUCAUUGACUCGCAAGACCCCCCGCCCGCAGAUGUCUUAACAGCGACAUACCCGUCUAAACUUCGACGGCUCGAUAUCACCAACUAUAUACCGCCUCUGGCUUCGACCUUACUCUCCAACUCGUUGUGGCUCCUGAAGCUGCGCAAGCCUGCCGGAUCACCGCCCGCGCAAACACUCACAGUAUCACACCUGUCACACAUCCUGCCACAACUACCCAAACUUCGGUUUCUAGGACUGGAGAACAUCCUAACUAUGGGGACGGAAGAUCGCGCGUUGCGCCCAUUCUCGGUCCCUUCCUCUCUCAAAGUGCUCGCAGUGGUCUCUUCCGCGCACGAAGCAGUGACAUCUCUGGUUGGGCGUGCGACGCUACCGCCCUCUACGUCGGUUCUAGUGGACCUUCACUCAUGCCCAGCCCCUGAUGCUGCCGUUCAAAUAUCAGUGGACCUUUUCCGAGAAGCUCGUCUGGAUCACAACCGGGCACGUGAGAUGAUGUUGAAGGACAGUUGUAUGCGUCUAUGCCCUUGGACAUCGUUCAGCUCCGGCAAACUCAUAGCAGAGUGUUUGCCUUUCGGUUCGCCUUUCACAAUCGAUUCUACUCGAGGAGCGGGUUAUCGAGAUUUACAAGUCACCGACGCUCCCCGCACCCAGGAUAUACUCCUGGAGGAUAUGGAGGCAACGACCGCCGAGAACAUCAAACUAUACCUCCCACACCUCCCACUUUCGUCUGUCACCGCUAUCGCGUUCCUGUCGACAUUCGACUAUGUGACAUCGCCCGAUUCCUGGAUCACCCACUUCUCUCCCGCGCGCAACGUCACUCACAUCUUUGUGGUGGCUUCCCAGAGAGUGACUUCCCAUUAUGCCGGUCUGUGCGCGGCGUUGGAAGUUUCCGAUGGCCAAGGCUUCGCUCUAUUCCCUCGUUUGGAGACGAUCACAAUCGGGCAUGGCAUGGUGCCUUUUGGGGAAAGAAUACGCCCUCACCCUGGGCUAGCGGCUCUCGCGCGCACAUUGGAAAGCAGACGCCUUGGCGGUUCGCCGAUACAGGAAGUGCGCACAAGUCAAUCAUCCCAGUCGAUGGGAGACGAGUGGGACGUGAUUCGUGGACUUGUGAAACUCUCGUUUGUUCCCUGA